Solea senegalensis (Senegalese sole) is the source of this 9578-nucleotide messenger RNA. It is a transcript of the gene wnk1b, whose product is annotated as WNK lysine deficient protein kinase 1b. Gene Ontology annotation, cellular component: cytosol; cytoplasm. Gene Ontology annotation, molecular function: ATP binding; chloride channel inhibitor activity; protein serine/threonine kinase activity. Gene Ontology annotation, biological process: positive regulation of potassium ion import across plasma membrane; protein phosphorylation; positive regulation of sodium ion transmembrane transporter activity. Bases 180 to 8561 code for a protein of 2793 amino acids. The transcript has 38 exons. NCBI's taxonomy places the organism in Eukaryota, Metazoa, Chordata, Actinopteri, Pleuronectiformes, Soleidae. The record is from RefSeq and is a predicted model, not a curated record.
UUUUUUUGUUACUUUUUCCGGAGUUUGAUCAAAUGCUUUUCAUUUGAAAAGGGAGCUUGCUGGUCAAGAUUUGCACCAACAAUCAGUUUACACAUAGUGUAUAUUGGUCUGAAUACAGAUACUAUUUUUUUUAUUUAUGCAUAUAGAAUUUUAUUUUGUGGUCUGAGCCUUGUGCAGGAAUGUCUGAAAGUAAUAGUAGCAGUAAAGCAGUGAAAUUAUUCGCUCCAGCCCCUUCUCCUUCCUCUGCUUCUCCCUGUCCAUCACCCCAGACCCCUCACAAGAAUGUGAAUGGCUCUGCAAGUUCCGACACACAUUUGGUGGAGAAGCUUGGUGGACAACCGGAGGUCCGACGUAGGCGCCACACGAUGGACAGAGACUCUAAAACAGCCGAGCACCGCUUCUUCCGUCGGAGCGUCAUCUGUGACUCCAACGCCACAGCUUUGGACCUGCCCAGCAAAGCAGCCGUGAUACUCACCUCGCCUCCAGACUUUGAAGGGCGGCCCAUCUUUCUGUCGCCACUGCCUUCAGGGCCUGGACCCGGGGUGCAAGAUGUAGGGGAAGGAGAGGCCUCGAGAGGUUUAUAUUUGCAAGGUGCAGCCCAUCAUCCUUGUCUCGUGGUCAGUGGGGCUUUUGCAGAGGGGCAUGUACAAAAUGCUGAGAAAGAUUUAGGUGUGUGCAGUGUCACGGCUGAAGUUUCCACCAGUAGCAGUGUUGAACAAAGUGCAGAUGAGACAGAAAAAGAGCCCAGCCCGGCAGUAUUGGAUGUUACAGGCAAAACACCAGGCAAGCCGCCAGAUGCCACACUGCUUCCCAGAGGGUGUGAGAGUAGCCAGCAGUUGGUAAAAGAUGAAAAAGUGAUAGAACCGGUCGAAGUUAGUAGCGUUAGUAGUCCGACUGAGGAGAAAGCCAGGGAGACGGAGGAGGAGAAGGGUCUAGCCAAAGCACGAGCUGAGCAGAGAGAAGCUGAGAAACGAGUGCAAGAGGAUAUAGAGGAGGUAGAGACGAAGGCUGUCGGGACUUCCCCUGAUGGACGCUUCCUGAAAUUUGACAUCGAGAUUGGAAGAGGGUCCUUCAAGACUGUGUACAAGGGACUGGACACAGAGACUACGGUGGAAGUGGCAUGGUGUGAACUCCAGGAUCGUAAGCUGUCCAAGUCAGAGCGACAGCGCUUCAAAGAGGAGGCGGGGAUGUUGAAGGGCCUCCAACAUCCUAACAUUGUCCGUUUCUACGACUCGUGGGAGGGACCAUGCAAAGGAAAGAAAUGCAUUGUUUUGGUAACUGAGCUCAUGACAUCUGGCACACUAAAAACCUACCUGAAGCGUUUCAAGGUGAUGAAAAUCAAGGUCCUGCGUUCGUGGUGCAGACAGAUCCUCAAAGGCCUUCACUUCUUGCACACCCGGGCGCCACCCAUCAUUCACAGGGACCUGAAGUGCGACAACAUCUUUAUCACGGGGCCCACGGGCUCGGUGAAGAUCGGAGAUCUGGGGUUGGCCACGUUGAAAAGGGCCUCCUUUGCCAAGAGUGUCAUCGGUACGCCUGAGUUUAUGGCUCCAGAGAUGUACGAGGAGAAGUACGAUGAGUCUGUAGAUGUCUACGCCUUUGGGAUGUGCAUGCUGGAGAUGGCCACCUCAGAGUAUCCAUACUCUGAAUGUCAGAACGCCGCGCAGAUCUACAGGCGGGUUACGAGUGGGGUGAAGCCUGGCAGUUUCGACAAGGUAGCCAUUCCCGAGGUGAAGGAAAUUAUAGAGGGUUGCAUCAGGAAAAACAAAGAUGAGAGGUAUGCCAUAAAGAUCCUGUUAAACCAUGCGUUCUUCCAGGAGGAAACAGGGGUCAGGGUUGAAUUGGCAGAAGAGGAUGAUGGAGAAAUGAUUGCCAUUAAACUUUGGCUCAGGAUAGAAGACGUCAAGAAACUGAAAGGAAAAUACAAGGACAACGAAGCCAUUGAGUUUUCUUUUGACCUGAACAAAGAUGUCCCUGAAGAUGUGGCCCAAGAAAUGGUCGAGUCUGGCUAUGUCGCUGAGGGUGACCAUAAGACCAUGGCCAAGGCAAUCAAGGACCGUGUGUCUCUGAUCAGGAGGAAGAGGGAACAGAGACAGCUUGUACGAGAGGAAGAAGAGAAGCGAAAGCAGGAGGCAGAGCAACUUCUGCAGCAGCAACAGCAGCAGCAACAACAACAAACAACAACAACAACAGCUGAGGCAGAAGAAUCUGAAGUGGAGCAGCAGCAGCUUCACUAUCAUCAGACAGGCAUCCCUCACAUAUCUGAAGGAACUAUGGACAGUGGCCAGGGUUCCUCAGUUUUCUUGGCAGACCUCGCUCAGCUGACCAUGUCGUACAGCUGCCCCCCCUCCUCCCAGCCUCAGACCCCCUACCCCCCCGCCCCGUCUGCUUCCACGCAGCAGCACCCAGGCUACGCCCAGCCGCUGCAGCCAAUGUCUGCGUCGUGUCGCCGUCGAAGUCGUAGCAUGUCCAUUUGCGUCCCCCCCUCCUCCUUCUCCUUCUCCCAUGCUCCUCCAUCCUUGGCAGUUCCUCCAAAGCGGCCCUCCACCCCUCCUCUAGAUCUGUCAUCCUCAUCCUCCUACGUCACCUCUUCCCCUGGCAUGCCUCUCGCUGCUGAGAGAGAUACAUUCGCUGGGCGCCUCUCCAAGGCCCUGGAGACAGUCUUACCCCUUCAGUCUGCCUCUUCUCUGCCCAGGGCCAGGCAGCGGAGGGCCAGCCUGCCUGCCCUGUUCUCCACCCCCCAGCAUUCAAUGCCGCACCCCUACAGUGGAGGAACAAGCACAGGCGGAGGAGCAGGAGGGAGCAUUCCCCUCCCAACUCUUCCUGACCCCACUGCUAUUUUCUUCUCCUCCAUUCCUGAACGCCCCAUUUCUUUCUCACCUCCACCUUCUGUACCUCCAAAGGCCUACAAUACCCAGCGACGCAAGAGCACAUCUAUUCUGGAGGCGCACACUCGUCACUUCCAGCCUGCUUAUGUUCGAUAUGGGGGAAGCUUGCACCCCUAUUCUGGAAUGGAGGCUGUGGAGACCCCGUCUCUGUUUAUGGUGAAUCCUGGUUUUGCGGCAGCCGCUCAAAGACUUGGUGUUGGUGAGACACUGCAUCACCCGGGACAGUCUGACCCAAGUAUGUAUGGCUAUAAAGACAUGAGAGCAGAGCACGAAGAAGUCGUGAGGAGAUUAAGUUUGAAUCAAGCUGCCUUAUUGGACCAUUAUGAAGCAAUGGCAUAUGGAGGAUACCCAAUGACUGCACACCAGCUUGGUCACUUAAGUUAUCAUCAGCAAAGACAAGCAGCUGCUGCUGCUGCUGCUGCUGCUGCUGCGAGUAUGGGUUAUGAUCCUGGUCCUCCACCUCAACCAGGCUUUCUGCAUCCUCACAUCAUGCAAAGAAUGAGUACACACAGUCCCAUCCCUCCACCUUUACCUCCAAUGAAUCCAUCCACUGGUGGCUCCGUCUCGUCCUCUUCAUCCGAGGGCUGCUAUCCUCCACCACAGCAUGCCUCUCCAUCUACUUUCCCGAUUUCUGCACCACCAGUAAUGGCUGAUGCACCACCAUCUUCUGGAAGUGUUUUUGAGUUUCAUUUAGCUGCCACCGCUGCUGCUGCUGCGGCUGCCGCCGGAGACCCAAACCUUCUGGCAUCCAGGCUUUACCGGCCCAGAAGAAGCUCCAUGGACCUCCCCUUGGAGGACAACAGCGGAACUGGAUCAAGCGGAUCGGGCUCAUACAGCCGUCUCCAGCCAGUGACCGAGGAGCUGUACACUUAUGUCAGUCCUGAGCUCCCGUUACCUCCAGGAAAUCUUCUUCUCCACCACACCGGUGUAAUUAUGAAGGACAGAAGCCCCGAACCCUCUAGUGACUCUUUGACCUCUUCUGAUGCAGGAGAAUUCCAGUCACCUCCUCCCCCGCCUCUCAUCCCCUCAUAUGACUCCUCAGCCGCUCAGUCCAUCCCUCACUCAUCCUCCAGUCUGCUCUUCGAUUCAUCGGCAGGAGUGCUCCCCGUAGAACCACAGGGACAUCCACCUUCCAUGCAUAGCUUUCUACCCACCACUCCAUCCUCUGAGCUCCCGCUCGAGGGAACGUCAUCGGCUCAUCUGGAGCCUCUGAUCCAGAGUGCCUGGGCCCGGCAUGGAGGGGUGGUACCAGCCCAACCCGACAUGACAUACCAUGAGUCAUUACUGGCCAUGCAGGCUGCAAACCCCACUCUGAUCCAGACUCCCACACCCCACCAGUCAGCACCAGGAGCCCCCGUCGUCCCCUCCACCUCCCAGCCAGCUCCACCUGGGAUCCCCCAACAAGUCGUUUCAUCCAGUCAGGCUAGUUCAUCAGUUCAGAGUCCCACACACACCACUCUGCCUCAAGGGUCUUCACAGCCCAGUAUAACUCCUCCUUCCUCUACUGUGACACUCCCCUCUCCAUCAUCGUCCCUUUCUAUUCCCAUGGCGACAGCGGCUGUGGCUUCCUUACCUUCUCCCCUGACACUCCCUGUUGGGGUGUUUUCUACUUUUGUUUCCCCACCUCUUCUUCCUCCUCCUCCUCCUCCUGUGUCCACACCUGUGCCUCAGCCAUUGGCCACCAUGGUGCCAAUCAUCAGUGUAGUCUCCGCCCCACCUGACACUCCUGUGGAAGAACUUCCCCAGUCUGCCUCUCAGUCUUCAGAGCUGUCCCAGUCCCAACUACCGCUGCCUCACGUCCUCUCAUCUAUAGAGAGUGGCCACUCUGAGACCUCAGGUCUGAGUGACGGCAACGAGGGAGGAGGGGGAGGUCGCCAUGAAGGUCGCUCCACCAAGCGACACCAGAGACGCUCCGUGCGAAGUCGAUCACGUCAUGAGAAGAUCUCCAAGGCGAAACUCAAUGUUCUCAAUAUCUCCAACCGAGGAGACAGAGUCGCUGAGUGUCAGCUGGAAACGCACAACAGGAAGAUGGUGACCUUCAGGUUUGACCUGGAUGGCGACAACCCUGAGGAGAUUGCUCAGAUCAUGGUACUGAGUGAGUUUAUCCUGGAGAGUGAGAGGGAGUCGUUCAUUGAGCAAGUCAGAGAGGUGAUACAGAACGCUGAUGAGAAGGGUCUGGAGAGAGAUGCAAACAACCAGAUGUCAGGUGGUACGGUGCAGCAGAUUCCUGCAAUAUCUGUCCCCAUGCCAGAUAUCCCUGCCAGUCCGUCGGCACAAGUGGUUCAUUCAGCCGGUCGGAGGUUCAUCGUGAGCCCCGUACCUGAAGACAGGCUGAAGGAGCAAGUGUUUCCCACGUCUCCUCCUCCUGCCGCUCGUGGAACUAGUAAAGAUUGUCCACCUGAGAGUCCAGGUCAAGGUUUUCCGUUGUCCCAGUCUGCAGGAGCAAUCAAUUUACAACAAGCCUUCUCUGAGCUUAGACAGAACCAGAAUCAGUUUGAUGAGGGCCCCAGCACUGCCCCAGCCGCCAUCCACUCCACACAUCCCGCUCUACAACCUUCAGCUGCCUCUGUCCCCGCACAGGCUACCACAGCUUCCUCUACUGAUUCUACUGCUGGGAUUGUCCCGUCUAAUUUAAACAAGGCACAGGAGCAGGUCUUGGAUGCCUCUCCUUCUCCCCAUUCCUCGUCCUCCACCCCCUCAUCUGUGCCUGCUGCCUGUCUCAGUCCUCCUUGUUCCUCCUCUCCUCCACCCACUUUUGUGAAUCAGCCCAUGCUCCCGUCACAGGUACUUACACAGGCGGGGACGCAGGAUGUGUCCCAGGUCCAGGGACAAGCACAAAUUCAGCCCCAGGCUUUCCCCCUGCCUCAGUCCCAGACUGUUUCAGCUGUCAGUCCUACCGCAGUACCUCCCACUUUGGCACCGGCAAGCAUCUCCAACAUCUCCCCAACAAUGCUUACCUCCCCUCCCAAUGGCCACGCUGUAUCCUCCCCUCCAUCCUCCACUCUCACAGCCAGUGAAGUGUCCUCCAGUCAUCUGCCCAUGUCAUCAUUUACUCCUUCCCUCUCCUCUUCUGUCAUCGCGACGACUGCCAUCCCAGGCCCACAACUUACCCCGUCUGCUGCCUCCCUGCCCAGUCCCCCUUCCUCCUCUACUUCUGUGGGGCUUCAGCCGGUGACCACAAAUGUUCCUACAGUCCAACCGACCUUGGUCCACUCUCAGCCUCAGACAGCAGCGCUGCCUGGGCAGACCCACACACACUGUGGGGAAUGUGAUGCAAGAUGUGAGGUGUUGGCUGAGUCCCAAGGUAAACCGGACGACAUCCAAGCUCUGGAGAAGAAGCUGCGGUCUCUCUUCAUGGACCUUGGUGGAGGAGUUCCCUCCACCCAGGGAGACAUCUUAGCUGCUGACAUUGCCUCUGUGGCUGGUACCACAUCCCCAGGGGGGCCCAACUCUACCUCCACCUCAUCUGUCACCACACCUGGCUCCAGUCUGCCAACCAAUCCUCUUCAGCCCCCUUCCAGCCUCGCACUGGGGUCACUGGGGUCGCCUGCUCCUGUCCAGGGACCCGGGACACCUAUUUCCACUCCAGUACAGAUGGGCAUCCCUGCCUCAUCCUUUGCCCAGACCACUCCAUCUAAAACCCCCCUAUCCAGGGUCCCGGCCAGUUCGUCUCCUUCAGAACUCCCGCCAUCCUUCCCUGGACCUUGUCCUACACAGUCCCAGCAGCCACUGGAGGAUCUGGAUGCACAGUUGAGGAGAGCUCUAAGCCCAGAGACUGUUCCUGUCAGCUCACACUCACAGGCUUCUCACAGCAGCAUACCUGGACUAGGACAGCCAAUAUCUUUCUCUCUGGAUGAAGACUCUGUGUUCUCUCCUCCUGUUUCUCCUGCUGGUGGAAUAAAACUGGGAAGAUUUCAGGUCUCGUUGGCGAAUGAAGAGCACCCAGUCCAGCGCCAGACCUGCACUGAAUCAUCCACCACAUCUUCAUCCUCGUCCUCUUCCUCCUCGUCCUCCUCCCUUUCCAGCCCAGAGAACACACUGCAUAAGAACUCGUCUCCCCUGAAAAGAGCGGCAGGACAAAGAGGAGACAUUGUGGACGGACUCCCCCAACGGGCCUUGAUAACAUCUCAACAGUCCACCCCCUUUACCUCCCCCUGUCCCUCCCCUAAACCCACAGCUACCAUUGGACGUUUCCAGGUCACCUCCAAUGCUGAGGCUCGCGUUGGUAGAUUCUCGGUCAGUCGCGCCCAGGAGCAGAGCGCAGAGUCCAGGCAAAACCCUCCACCCGCUGUCCAGACUGCAAACGGAUCCAGUCGUCCUGGACAGAUUUUGACACCAGACUCCCCUCAUAAAUCCUCCCUGCUGAGUCUGAACAACAAUAACUCCUUCAACAACUCCUACAUCAGCAGCGAUAAUGACUCAGAAUUUGAGGACGAAGACUUCAAACAUGAAGUCACCCGCCUCAGAGAAAAGCACAUGCGUGAGAUUCAGGCCCUCCACUCCCGUCAGAAAGAGGAAAUAGACAGUCUCUUCACCAAGCUGGGAAAGAUUCCUCCGGCUACAGUGCUUCCUCCUGUCGUGGCUUUGACUGGCAGGAGGAGACGGCCGACGAAAAGCAAGUCCUCCAAAUCAUCCAGAAGCAGCUCCAGACAGGGCAGCAAGAGUCCAUUACAGCCAGGCAGCACUUUAUCCGCCCAGAGUGUCCCAACCAUGCAUCCCGGACAGCUGGCUCUGUUAGCCCCAGGAGGAUUAGCUGAUUCGGGCAGCAUCCCUCUGCCCCAGCCACUCAAAACCUCACCCUCCAGUGAUAACCUGUGUUCGGCCUACACUAGUGAGGCCGCACUCUCUAUGCCCAGCCUGUGUGCUCCCACCCCAGGCUGUGUAAAGUUCAGCUGGGGUUCGGAGCGUUUGGCCUUCAAGCCUGGUGGCAGGAGGACGCGCUUUCUGAGUACGCCCUGCUUGGCUCUUUGGAAGAUGGUGAAAAAAGUCUGCCCCUGCAACCAGCUGUGUAGGACGAACAGCACCAACGCUGUGAGCGGUUCAGGCGGCCUGUGCCAGAGUCAGACGGGUUCUCAGUAUCUGCCCUCCAGCAUGACGGUGCCGCAUCAGAGGAAAGGAACCUUCACCGACGACUUCCAUAAACUGGUGGACAACUGGGCCAGAGACGCCAUGAACCUCUCACAGGGUAAGAGGAGUGCCAAACAGCUGCCGCAAGCUCCAGCACAGGGACACAGCUACGAGGUCAUUCAGUCAGCAGGUCUGGGCAGGAAGUACUCGGCUCCCAGUCAGCUGUGUCCCAGCAGCAUCGGAGGCUCUGCACACCUCCCCACAAACCCCACCACCACUACCUCUACCUCUGUGGCCACCCGCAAGGGCUCCCUGAGCCACGCCCCCGCCGCCUCCACUCCGCCCCAACCCCAGCCGCCUCAAUUCAUACACUACAACCCCACCCCCGCCUACAGCGCACAGUGGUCUGGUCCAGGUUUGCCAACGCCACACCAGGCUGCAGCACAGCCUGGACCUCUGCUGGUCAGCACUUCCCAGCCCCUGGGCCCCUACCCCACACCACAGGGCCAUAUUCCCGGGCAGGGGCCAUUCCAGGCUUUCCAUGUGACCAACGCUUUGCAGAAGUCUGUCAGCAACCCAGGAGGACCCAAUCUGAGGACCACGUAGGGCUGGGGGUGAGGGCCAUUGUGAAUCACUGCCCGACUGGCCUGAACUGGUGUGGAGCGGAGCGUUUCAGCCAGAGGGGACAGCUAGAACUGGAGUGGGUAAAGUGUCAGAAGCUGAUCUGUCCGAGUGGAGGAGAAACAGGAUGGAGGAGAGGAGGGAGAAAUGGCGGCUGCGAUCACCUGUGCUUUACUUCGUACGCGUGUGUGCAGCUGCUGCAGACGCAGCCAUGUAUCGGAUCUUCCCACCUGCUGUUUACCGACCGCGGGCCUGUGAUGGCUGCCAAAUACUCGAGGACAAAGGAAAAGACUGAUGAGUGCAAUGUUGAACGGCCAAAGAGGUUCUGACAGGGUAUGGGACUGGUGUUGGUGACUAUGUUUGUGUGCCGUGCCGUGUAUGGGCUUUCAUGACAGGGUCACACUUGGAGUUUGUAAGUCCAUACAUGACGGCGCGCACACACACACACUUUGUCUGUCUUUUGGUAGACAGCAGUGGGAGGAUAAAAAUGAAAGGUUGAACGGGAAGAAGGUGGUGAUGUGAAUGUCUGCCGCUAAAAGGCUUUGAUAUGAAAAGAUCUGUGAUUAUUACUAUCGUCAGUGAAAACAGUCCAGUUCAGUAUUCACAUUUUUUUUCUCCCAAACCAUUAAAAGCACAAUAGGAUAGGACAGCGAGAACAAAGUGAAUUCAUGUAAGUGAGAAAAGUCCACAGAUCAGCACUCGGUGUAGUCGUGAGAGAAGUCGUGGCAGCUUCUCUGUGUGUUGUUGCUCCUCGGUACUGACAAGUCAUUCAGAGAGGAGGAGGAGGAGGAGGAGGAGAUGGAGAGACGAUGGCAGGACAAGUUAGAGAGAGAGAGAGUUUGUAUAAAAGCCAAACACCAAACUGUUCCCUCUGCUUACGUCAGGAGCGUUUAUUGAAAAAGCACUUAACAGACGUGACGAAUGCUCCCGCGAACAUCUCGUCUGUGUCACGACUCCUCCUCCUCCUUCCCUCCGUCCUCCUCCUCCUCCUCCUCCGCCUCC